AUGGAGGCUGACGAGCCCACCGGGUUUGUCGACGAAGGCUAUGCCAGCACUUCGGCAAAUACUAGCUAUGUGACAAGUAUAGCGACGGAGAUCCGUGAAGGGAUUGAAGAGUACGGUCGACGGUGGGCGUCUUACGGGAGGCACUUCUACGGUCUUCCCAUCGACAACGAGGAACAACAGCGUAAUGACUUGCAACAUUACAAGUUCUUCCUUCUCUAUGAAGGGCGCCUCCACCUCGCUCCCAUUUGCCCUGAUCCUCAGAAUAUCCUUGACCUGGGCACUGGAAGCGGGAUCUGGGCCAUCGAGACUGCUGACCUUUAUCCCACGGCACGAGUCGUUGGCGUUGAUAUUGCGGCAGUGCAGGACACCUGGAUGCCGCCAAACUGUCACUUCGAGAUUCUGGAUGUCGAAACAGACUGGGACUUUCGUAGGGACACGUUCGAUUUGAUCCACGCCAGGGAAUUUCUCUUUGCCAUCAGGGACUGGCCGACACUCAUCUCGCAAGCAUAUGAAAGCCUGAGACCGGGUGGGUAUUUCGAGCUUGCCGUCACGGUCCCCGAGGUCGGCUGUGAUGACGGCAGCUGUCCGCCAGAUUCAACCUACACUGAAAUGAGCAAGCUCUUCUUCAAGAUCGCAAAGGCAAUGGGCAUUGACGGCAACGCCGGUAAAUUGUGGCGACAACAACUGCUAGACCGUGGGUUCGAGGAUGUCCAGCAGACCGUCUUCAAAAUCCCGACGAAUCGCUGGCCGAAAGACAAAAGGCUGAAAACAAUUGGGGCGCUCGAGGUCCAGAACUUCUUUCAAUACGCGCAAGCCGGGUUUGAGAGAGGUGCUGUUGCCCUUCUUGGAAUGGAUUCAGCUGAGCUUCAGGUCAUGCUCGCCCGCACGAGGAAGGAAAUCUUGGACCGCAACAUCCACACCUAUGUGCACUUGUAA
Messenger RNA from Cladophialophora psammophila CBS 110553, 936 nucleotides. RefSeq lists its product as uncharacterized. The transcript is spliced from 2 exons. Gene Ontology annotation, molecular function: methyltransferase activity. NCBI's taxonomy places the organism in Eukaryota, Fungi, Ascomycota, Eurotiomycetes, Chaetothyriales, Herpotrichiellaceae. The record is from RefSeq and is a predicted model, not a curated record. The coding region runs from base 1 to 936 and encodes 311 amino acids.